CCGGAAGUCCUUUGCAUUGGACAGACUAAGGUCGCUUUUAACAGCAGCAGUAGCAGCACUGUACACGGAGUAAACCACACAACAAAAUGCUGGGACAAGCUGUAAGGCGAUUUGCCACAUCUGCUGUUCGUUCCUCACACUAUGCCGAAGGACCAGGGAAGAACCUGCCCUUCUCUGUGGAGAACAAGUGGCGUCUGUUGGGCAUGAUGGUGCUGUUCUUUGGCAGCGGAUUUGCAUUCCCCUUCAUCGUCGUCAGACAUCAGAUCCUGAAGAAGUGAAAUGGCCCAGUGUUGCUACCGAGCCUCCCAGGUUGUCAGCUGGAACAUAUUUAUCCAUCUGUGUUCAAGAAAAAUGGGAAUCGCUUAACUUUGUUUGUAAAUAAAGGUCCAUUAAAUAUGAA
This is a messenger RNA of Cyprinodon tularosa, 400 nucleotides long. Its product is annotated as cytochrome c oxidase subunit 7C, mitochondrial. NCBI's taxonomy places the organism in Eukaryota, Metazoa, Chordata, Actinopteri, Cyprinodontiformes, Cyprinodontidae. The coding region runs from base 87 to 278 and encodes 63 amino acids. The transcript has 3 exons. The record is from RefSeq and is a predicted model, not a curated record. Gene Ontology annotation, biological process: mitochondrial electron transport, cytochrome c to oxygen.